CGUCAGAAGUUUGCCUCCAAAUUGUUAAAUUGGAUAAUUAUCUCAAUUAUGAAUUAAUUAUGACGUAAAAUUAAUUUCGUUAAUUAAUAGUAUUAUUUUUAAGUCGUAAUAUUAUCAUUCAUAUAGUAUUCUAAUUCAUAAAUCACAUAUUUGUUUAUUAUAUAUAUAUUUUACCAACAGUUAAUACAAAAAUUUUUUUGCGCAUGCGUAUUACAUUUUCUGUAUACACAAUGAUCGCUUAGCGCCAGUAUUUAAAACAAAGUACGUACUCAGCAGUUUACUUUACAAAAGUUUCCUUGAAUUUUUCAUCAAAUGUACAUCAACUUCGGGCUUCACCAUUUUAAUGACAAUUUGUAUGUAACUUACUAUACAAUUUGAUGUCAAUUUACUACCCGAAUUAGAAUGCACAUUCACUUAGAGAUAAAUAGAAAAAAGUUGUCAAUUUUCAGACAAAUUUGUACAUCAAUUUAUUGUCAUUUUGAAUUGAAAAAUUGUUGAAUAUUUGUUACCCUCAAAUUGCUGCAACUCAUACAUUACCGUGAUUAAAAUUAAAAAUGCCCUGUGCAUAAUUUAUUGCAAAUAAUUGUGUAAUUCAACGUAAGAAAUUAUUUCAUUUAAAAAAAUCCUUAAAUCCAGGGAGAAUCUAGGGAUAUAUUAAAGUCGCGGGAAACUUUUUCCAUUUAGAAAGUUGUUCCCUGUAUUUCAUCAAAUCCACAGGUUCCCGAAAAUUUCAUCCCGUGUCUGCAACUCGACUCGUAGUUUGUUUUGCAGUCACGGGCCGUAGUAUGAACCGUGUAGAUAAACGCUACUCAAAUAUACACAUGCUAAUAUAAAAUAAAAAAAUUAUCUAUCGUAUUCACAAAACAAAUAUUCUACUACAAAAAAUCUCACGUUAAUAAAUGGAUGAUUCUAAAAAAAAACCAUCAAGACAAGUAUAAUUUAAUGUUUUUUAAUACACGGCUUACUAUCUCCAUUUAAUGGUUACCAUACUACUGAGAUUAAUUAAAAUAAACCGGCAAAAAUCUAACCGAAAUCAUGAGUAUUUUACAAAAUGUAUUUCGAACCGCUUACAACGUUACGAAAGUCUCAAAAGUUAAAUUAAAUAUUUUAACAAACAAGCAGACAUUCUCAGUGUUACGAUGCAUGACAGUAUUUUCAAAAAAUAAAAACACUGUCGCUAAACAAUUAGCACCUUCUACUAGGAAUUUGUGUUCUGACGUAAGUACAGACCAACAAAUAUGUAAUAUAGGCACCAUAGGUCAUGUGGACCAUGGAAAAACAACUCUCACAGCAGCCAUCACCAAAGUUUUGUCAGAAGAAUACAAUAAUUGUAAAUAUGUUCCGUUUGAUCAAAUUGACAAAGCUCCUGAGGAAAAAGCACGUGGAAUCACCAUAAAUAUUGCCCAUGUUGGUUACUCAACAAAAUUACGAAGGUACGCGCACACAGACUGUCCAGGUCACAGUGAUUUCAUCAAGAAUAUGAUCAGCGGAGCAUCACAAAUGGACGGGGCAAUUUUAGUGGUUGCUGCUGAUGAUGGAUGUAUGCCACAGACAAAGGAACAUCUUUUUUUAGCCAAGCAACUUAAUGUUAAACAUAUAGUUGUCUUUAUUAAUAAGGCGGAUCUUGUAGAUGAUGAACUACUGGAUCUGGUGGAAAUCGAGGUCAGAGAACUUCUGAGUGCUCUAGGGUUUGAUGGAUUGGCUACACCGGUCGUACGAGGCUCGGCACUUCUAGCUUUGAAGGGAGAGAAAUCAAAAUUCGGAGUUCCAUGUAUUAUGGAGUUGAUGGACACUAUAGAUUCAUAUGUGCCGACCCCGACGAGAGAUUACACUGCGCCUUUUCUAUUACCAAUUGAUAACGUGAUAAAUGUACCUGGAAGAGGUACGGUAGUCGUGGGGACUUUGAAGCGAGGAAUAAUUAAAAAAAAAUCACCUGCGGAUUUGUUGGGUUUCAAUCAAGAAACUCGUACCAGUGUUGGAGAUAUUCAGAUUUUUCAAAAAAGCGUACCACAAGCUCUUGCUGGAGAAAACAUUGGUGUUCUUCUAAGAAAUGUUAAAUAUGGCAAUGUUUUUAGAGGGAUGAUUCUCUGCCAAAAAGAUUCAGUAGUUUCAACAAAUCAUUUUGAAGCACAGAUGUUUUUAAUUGAAACUUCGGAAGGUGGACGACAUAGACCUUUACCGGCUUCAGGUCAUUGCACACCAAUUUAUAGUUCAACAUGGUCAGUACAAUGUCGCUUUGAUUUGAUGCUCGACGAAGGAAACAACAUGCUGAUGCCUGGCGAGCAGUGUUCUACAAAACUGACUCUUAUCAAACGAAUGCCGAUGAUGAUAGGCCAGACUUUUACAGUUCGAGAAGGAAGAAAUACAGUAGCAACUGGCAUAAUAACAAAAUUACUAAAACCUUUGGUAGUUGAUAAAAGAAAACUAAAUCUACUUGUACUGCCUGGAUUAAAAAGCAAACAAUAAAAAUUUUGUAAAUAAAAUAAAUAAAUAAAUCGAAAUAUU
Molecule: messenger RNA, 2505 nt
Organism: Microplitis demolitor
Lineage: Eukaryota; Metazoa; Arthropoda; Insecta; Hymenoptera; Braconidae
Product: elongation factor Tu
Exons: 4
Coding region: 1036-2466 (476 amino acids)
Biological process (GO): mitochondrial translational elongation
Cellular component (GO): mitochondrion
Molecular function (GO): GTPase activity; translation elongation factor activity; GTP binding
Source: RefSeq, a predicted model, not a curated record